Molecule: messenger RNA, 1236 nt
Organism: Auanema sp. JU1783
Lineage: Eukaryota; Metazoa; Nematoda; Chromadorea; Rhabditida; Rhabditidae
Source: the annotation of a GenBank genome assembly
AUGAAUGAUACUAUGUCUCAUCUUGGAAAUGAAAGUUGCCAAAACUAUCAUAAGCUGUUUGGUGCUAUCAACCAUUUCUUUCGAUCUGAAGCAAUCAUUGGUGAUUCGGAUUAUUCAUCAAAUACAAUUGGUCAUAUCAUAACCGUAGCAUAUGCUACUGUUAUCAUAUUUGGAGGUUUUGGUAAUGCGCUAACCAUCUUCGUUGUAUUACAAAACGUUAAUAUGCGAACGACGCGAAAUUUUUUUAUUCUAAAUCUCGCUUUAUCAGAUCUGUUUGUUUGUUUAAUAACUGCUCCAUUGACACUUUAUACAAUACGGUAUAUGUUUUGGCCGUUUGGAACUCCGAUGUGCAAAGUUGUAGGCUCUUUACAAGCUUUUAGCGUUUUCUUAUCAACAUUUUCAAUAACAGCCAUAGCGUUAGACAGAUAUGUUCUUGUCAUCUUUCCUACUAAACGAGAAAGACAACAACGUCUUUCUAUUAUAUUUUUUGUUCUUAUAUGGAUUAUCUCAUUAGUCUUUGCUAUACCUAUGUUGAUAGCAUCUGAUGUUUCGGAAAUAUAUAAUGAUCCUCCAUGUAACAUUUCACUUGAAAUAUGUCAUGAAAAGAAUUCAAACUGGGAUACUAUGGCUGUAUCUAAGCGUACUUAUACAUUAUCUGUAUUGAUUGUACAGUAUGCUUUACCAUUGGCUUCACUUGUUUUUGCUUAUUCUCGCAUUGUCAAUCAGAUGAAACUUCGAUGCACUAACAGGGAGAUGACAUCGUUCACUAAUGGAACUGCAAUGACAGCCUUAUCAGAUAGGAGAAGAUCAAUUGCGGAUCGUCAAAGACGCACUCAUCUUCUUCUCAUAUGUAUCAUUGGCAUUUUUGCUAUAGCCUGGCUUCCUUUGAACGUUUUCCAUAUGAUUAACACCUUCCAGUCGCUUCCACACUUCUCUGUUACUACUUUCGCAUUUUGUCAUUUGAUUGGUAUGUCGUCAGCUUGUUUGAAUCCAGUCAGUUACGCUUACUUCAAUCACAAUCUUCGCGCAGAAUUCACCAAGAUAGUAAGGAGCUACUGUCUCAGGUGUACUAGGCAGUAUUAUUCUUGGAUGGGACAACCAGAUCCCUAUGAAACAAGAGAAACUACAGUUGCUUAUGAUCGUAAUCGUUCAACAGAAAACAAUAGGUCAAUUGUUAUUCAAGAGCGUCGAAUUCGGAAUGCCAAAAGCAUUUCCUGUCAUUCAGAAGCUGUUUAA